AUGAAGUUCACGACUAGGACGACGCUGUUGGCUACGGCCAUCGCUGCUCCGGCACUUGCGGCGGAGUAUGCUGCGGAGAUGUAUGCCUCAGGCGAGAUUCACUCGCAGAUCAUGGAGACGAAGCAUGCCCAAUGGGAUGCCGAUCAAGCCGCAGGCCGCCACGACCCAGGUGCUUUCACUUCGUGGAAGAACUGGCCAGGUCAACUUGGCUUGAUCCUCCGUCGCGACCCAGUCCGUUGCGAAAAUGGCCUCGCUGUCGUCGAGCCUCUCAAUCCUCUUCAGACAUUCCGUUGCCAGAACAUGGACUUUUACGACUUCAUGUCGCAUCGAGACAUGGGCUCUCUCGUCGGCGAGGGCUCGUCUUCAUGGGGCUGGAGAGCGAGGAACGGCAGAGAAUUCGGUCUGAUCGGACAGUUCGAUGGAACUGCGUUCGUGGAGGUGAAGCGAAAUGGCAAGCUGGAGUAUAUCGGACGUCUGCCCAGCCAGAACCCCGUUGUGGAUCGUGGACAGCGAUGGAGAGAGAUUCGUGUCUUGGGCGAUAGAGCCAUCAUCGGCAGUGAGGCUGUCAAUCACAAUGUUCAGAUCUUCGACCUGAACCAACUGCUCGAUGUCGAUCCUUCCAGCCCAAGGACCUUCUCGACAACGGACGAUGUCACCAUCUUCUCAGACACACUUCCACGUGGCCGCACGCACAACGUCGUUGUGGACUGGGAUACCAACACUGCGAUGGCAGUUGGUGCUGCGCCACGAAACUUGACCUGCAACAGCGGUUUACAGUACUUCGACCCUGCGAACCCUGGUACUUCUCCGGGCUGCGCUGAUCAAGACGGCUACGUGCACGAUGCUCAAUGCGUGAUCUACAACGGCCCUGACCGCCGCUUCCGUGGUCGCAACAUCUGCAUCGGCUACAACGAAGACACCGUCACAGUCUACGACUCGACUUCCCGAACUGGCAACCCAGGCGGAGCCUCCGAAGUCCUUUCCCGCCUAUCUUACCCAGGCGCAACAUACUGCCACCAAGGCUGGUGGACCGAGCGCAACUGGCAUCAAUUCGUUCUUCUCAACGACGAACUCGAUGAGCAGAACGGAGUCGGACCAGGUGCUUCCGGCCGCCCAGUCACCCACAUCAUCGACUUCUCUGAUCUACGCAACCCCAAAGCUACUGGCACAUUCUUCGCAACAGAUCACAAGGCCAUCGAUCACAACUUGUACAUUGUCGAUGGACUCACAUAUCAGUCGAACUACGGAUCAGGAAUCUGGGUUCAUGAUACGAGGUCGAUCUCGAGAGAUCCUACUGGAAACAGUGUGACCACACAUGCCUUCUUCGACAUCUAUCCUGAGGAUGACGCUGUUGGUGGACGAGUUGCGUUUGUUGGAACUUGGAGUCAUUUCUUGUUCCCAUCUGGAUUCGUGUUGGUUAACACGAUCGAGAGGGGUGCGUUUGUUGUCAAGAUUGCCCGCGGUAGGGGAAGUGGACGUGGAAGGGGCCAUGGUGGACCGAGUCGAGGUUAG
Messenger RNA from Cercospora beticola, 1512 nucleotides. RefSeq lists its product as uncharacterized. Lineage: Eukaryota; Fungi; Ascomycota; Dothideomycetes; Mycosphaerellales; Mycosphaerellaceae. Gene Ontology annotation, cellular component: extracellular region. The record is from RefSeq and is a predicted model, not a curated record.